Messenger RNA from Caenorhabditis angaria, 2698 nucleotides. The record is from the annotation of a GenBank genome assembly. NCBI's taxonomy places the organism in Eukaryota, Metazoa, Nematoda, Chromadorea, Rhabditida, Rhabditidae.
AUGAUAUGGUUAUUAUUUUUUGGGUCAUUUCUAAUAUUUGGGGCCAAUUCUCAAGAUGCAGAUCCGUGCGCAAAUGCGCCAACUGAAAAUGCUAAAAUUAUGUGUAAACAGUUGCAUCGGUGGGAUACUGGAGCUAGGGUGAGUUUUUUUUAGAAAAUUUAUAGAAAUUUUGAAAAAGUGAGAAAAAAUAUAUAAUUUCAAAUUUUUUUGAAACAGUUCAUCCAAAAAUUUAAAAAUAAUUUUUUAUCCCAAAAUUUUGCAGGAAGCUUCAAAAAAGAAAAAAAUAGCAUUGCCUCCAGGAAUCGAAAAAGGAAUGGCUGCUGAAUUUGCACCAAUCGCCUCGAAUAUUUAUCAAUGUAUGGAUUUAGCUUGUCUUUGUUCUUAUUUAAGAGGAACUACGGGAGCAAAUGGACAGUGUACUUUACCAAAUGGACAACCAUUGAGAAAAUCAGUCAGGAAGGAGUAUAGAACUUUGAGCGAUGAUGAGAGAAGUCGACUUCAUAAUGCGUUUAGGCAGUUGAAAAAUGUGAGUUUUCAGGGAGGUGACUUAAGUUCACUAACCUUCAACUAGUUCUAAAGUAUACCAAAAAAAAAAUCAUCAUAGAAAUUUUUCAGAACGGAGAGUAUGAUCGCAUUGGCCGAAUCCACUCUCAAAUGUCUGCUGCCGGAGGAGCUCACUCUGGUCCCGCCUUCCUUGCUUGGCAUCGUGAAUUUAUCAAACGAGUUGAGUUCGCCUUACGUCAAGUUGAUCCUACCGUAUCCCUUCCUUAUUGGGAUUCCACACUUGAAUCACGUCUCAGCCGUCCUGCAGAUACUAUAAUGUUCAGUGAUUAUUUGAUGGGCGAAUCAAAUGCACAGGGUUUGGUGUCAAAUGGACCAUUUGUCAACUGGCGAACUCUAUCUGGUCGUGCUCAAAUUCAGCGAGCUGUUGGAGCGCAAGGUGGACCAUUGACGGAUAAUGAUUUAAACUUUGUGAUGCAGCAAACUCAAGUAGAUCAAGUUCUUGCAUUCACCGCUCCUCAACAAGGUUGUCCUUAUCGAACUGAUUACAAUUGUUUGGAAUAUACCCAUGGAAAUGUGCAUAUUUUUGUUGGUGGUGAUAUGUUUGAUACAGCUACAUCUUCUAAUGAUCCGUCGUUUUUCUUGCAUCACGCGUUCAUUGAUUUUAUUUGGGAGCAAUGGAGACUCACAAAACAAUCUAGAGCAGAUCGAGAGAUUGCAUUCCCUCCAGAUAAUCAACUCUGUGCAUCAGCUCAACAUUUUGGAGCAUCUCCAAUGCAACCAUUCACACCGAUGAGAAAUAUCGAUGGAUUAUCAAAUAAAUUUACUGAUAAUUUGUAUGAAUAUGCGCCUCGUCCAACUUGUCAAAACGGUUGCACUUCGAAAUUUCUUUUCUGUGAUACCACAAGAAACCAAUGCGUCGUUCGAAUCAAACCAGGCUCUCAAUGUGGCAGUUUCCAAGUAAAUCCUUGUUUUUCCGGUGUUUGUCAAGGUGGUAUCUGUGUUCUCAGCGCCAAUGCAACACCUCCACCAACCACUCCACCUCCAGUUGUCACAACUGCUGCACCAACCCAACCAGUGCAAUCACAAGAAUCUUGUUUCAAUGAGAAUCAGUGUUGUGCAACAUGGGCUGCACGUGGAGAAUGCACACGAAAUGCCGCAUAUAUGAACGAGUGGUGUAAAGCAAGUUGCGGAAAGUGUAAAACCACAUAUCCGCUCACGGAUAGUUGCGGAGAUCGUCAUUCAAAUUGUGCGAAUUGGGCGGCGACCGGGGAAUGCACUAAAAAUCCACUCUGGAUGGCUGAGAAUUGCCGGAAGAGUUGUAAGAAAUGUUCGAAGACUCGAGCGCAAGAAUGUGGUGGAGGAUCUGCAGCAGCCGCAACAACUACCACAACUGUUGCGCCACAACAACCACAAUGCGAAAAUUCAGAAGGUUGCUACAACGAGAAUGUUUGUUGCUCAAUUUGGGGAUUAUUGGGAGAAUGCAGGAAUAAUAUUGGAUUUAUGGCGUGUAAUUGUCGAGUUUCUUGUGGACAUUGCUAUCCGGAUGAUUAUAAUUAUGGAUGUAAGUUUUUUUCAGAGAGGGGGUUGCCACGUCAUAGAUGUGAGGACUUGAUAGAAUUUUUUAAAAAUACCACGUCAUCCUUGAUUUAGCUAGUUAUGACGUGGCAAAACAAUCUUGAAGUUACUUUCACUUCCUCUUUGUUUCAAAACAAAUCAGACCUACUUUCUGACCCAUUGAUAACCAAAAAAAAACCAAAUGUUCAAAGAUUAAUCGAUAUCAUCAACUGAACGUCCUUGCAUUUCAAAUUUUGCGAGAAAAACAUCGCAAUAUUGUUUUGCAGCAUGCGUCGAUUAUCAUCGCUCUUGUGCUGGUUGGGCUCGCGUCGGAGAAUGUCAGAAAAACCCAUGGAUGGCUGAAAAUUGUCGAGCCAGUUGCAACUCGUGUUAUUCACAAACAGAACUUCGUCGAAUGUGUGGACAACGUGCAGGAAGUGUGUCGCCUGUGGCUCCCGCGCCACGUCAAAGCUCUCGCAGACCCCCGCCGCCACGUGGUGGUUGGGGAGGAGGUUUUCAGCAACAGCAAAAUGAUUGGGGGCAACAACAACCACAAUGGGGAUGGGGAAAUAAUAUGAAUGGAAGGGGAGAUCAAUGGGGAGGUGGUUGGGGAGGAUGGGGAAGAAAAAAGAGAAAUUAA